GCCACGCCCAGUACCAACAGUUUACUAUACAGAGCGAGGCGUCCAGAUAUGUGAUGGCGAUCAACGGGUACUCUGGUACGGCCGGUAACGUGAUGCUGGAGGGAGCUACGGAGCUGUUUGGAGAGAACCGGACCAUGACCAUCCACAACGGAAUGAUGUUCAGCACCUACGACAGAGACAACGAUAACUGGACUCCAGGUGACCCGUCCAAGCAGUGCUCCCGUGAGGACGGCGGUGGCUGGUGGUACAACAGGUGUCACUCAGCCAAUCCCAAUGGCCGUUACUACUGGGGCGGGGCUUACACCCGGUACAUGGCAAAACAUGGGACGGAUGACGGCAUGGUGUGGAUGAACUGGAAGGGAUCCUGGUACUCUCUCAAAGCCAUCUGCAUGAAGAUCAGGCCCUACUUCGCCUCGCGGUAGACACACACAGGGACACACACACAGGGACACACAGAGACACACACACAGGCACACACAGACAGGGACACACACACAGAGACACACACACAGGGACACACACAC
Oncorhynchus kisutch (coho salmon) is the source of this 524-nucleotide messenger RNA. RefSeq names its product fibrinogen beta chain-like. The record is from RefSeq and is a predicted model, not a curated record. Gene Ontology annotation, biological process: blood coagulation, common pathway; fibrinolysis; platelet aggregation. Bases 54 to 422 code for a protein of 122 amino acids. The transcript has 3 exons. Gene Ontology annotation, molecular function: extracellular matrix structural constituent; protein-macromolecule adaptor activity. Lineage: Eukaryota; Metazoa; Chordata; Actinopteri; Salmoniformes; Salmonidae. Gene Ontology annotation, cellular component: fibrinogen complex.